This is a messenger RNA of Halichondria panicea, 2500 nucleotides long. RefSeq lists its product as uncharacterized. Gene Ontology annotation, molecular function: ubiquitin binding. The record is from RefSeq and is a predicted model, not a curated record. Bases 1 to 1401 code for a protein of 466 amino acids. NCBI's taxonomy places the organism in Eukaryota, Metazoa, Porifera, Demospongiae, Suberitida, Halichondriidae. Gene Ontology annotation, cellular component: endoplasmic reticulum. The transcript has 9 exons.
AUGCUUUACAACUUUGCUCCGUCAGAAAAGGCUGUGUUGAGUUACACUUCUUGGUUUCCGCAGCUGUUGCUGAGCAUAUCUUCCCUCUGUCCCCUUCUCAACAGUCGGCACUCAAUGCGAUUGGAGCGAGGCUUCUCCCAUUUGACAAAAAGGAAAACAAAAGCCUUGGUCCCAACUCUACCAGAACACGAGGUAUAUACUCCUAGAAGUGAAGUUCCUUGCCUUGAUUGUGAAGUGCUCAUACCUUUGACUGGAAUUGCAGACCACAUCCUUGUUUGUAAUCCCUCCCCAAGUCCCUCUUCAUCAGCAGGAGGAGAAAAUGUUCAACAUGUUGUUGGUACUGGAGGUGAGGGCCCUAUCGGUGGUGCCGGAGUGGUGCUGGAAUCUUCUCGGCCUCAUGUACUAGUUGGAAUCGGGGGACAUGGAGAAACUGAAGGAGGGCCAGGAGUCGUUGUGAGGAGUCCACGACCAUUAGCUUACCUAGACCUAGACUAUGACGAACUAGAAGAAGAUCUCACCCUGUUACCAGCCAGUCAAUUACCAGUGGAAUCAGAGGAAACAAUUGAAGAGUCCGAAGUAAUUCAAUUAGACAGCCCACCUCAGGCUGGCAGUAGGAAUCAUCAAGAGGAUGCACAGAUUCGUCAAGAACAAGAUGUUGCCUUCAGGGAGAGUUUAAGGACAGAUCAAAGACGUGACUGGCAACAAGCCCUACAAGCCCAGCACGAUGUUAACAGUAGUGCGGAAGCUGUCGUUGACGAGCGGGAGCAAGAGCAACGUCAACAACAGAUAGAGCAGUGGUAUCAAACUAUCAGAUACGACUUGCGACAGAUGCUUCCACAAGAACCACCUGAGGGUGUUGCUGGAAAUAUCAGUGUUCGGGUAAGGCUUCCCAAUGGAGACAGGGUCACAAGGAGAUUCAACAGUUCUGAGAGAAUGGAGAGUAUAUUCAAUCUUGUCGGAAGUCAGGAGUGUGUAAAUCCUAGGCGCUUCCGAAUACUGUUGGCUGAUACAGCCAAUCCACGUGAAGUACCAAGACACAUUAACCAGUUGAUGACGGAAGCAGGAUUUUCUUCAUUCACUCUUGUGAUUGUUGAGAAUACGGAGGGUGCUACUCCAGAGGAUAUCCGUGGGAUUGAACCUGGUUUGGGAGUCAAUGUAGAAGAAGUAACCAUGACUGAGACAACUGAAGCCACUACUUCAGUGGAAGGUGUAAAUUCCAAAUCUGCUGCUGCAGCCACCAUGCAGUCACCCAAUGAUCUUGAGAAGGUGCGAAGCAAGCUGAGAUUGGAGUGUGCUUCCGCUCGAAGGAUUCAUCGAGCGAAAGUGAGCCGGGUUGACAUACUUACGGGCUUUGUUGACUUAUACGGCUGUAACCCUAAUCUUACCGAGAAUGAAAUCUGAAUAGAAUUCGAUGGCGAGAGGGGUCUUGACGGAGGGGGGUUAGUCAGAGAGGCGUAUGCUAUCUUUUGGGAAGCAUUUGAAAAAGAGUACCUCGAAGGUCGAGAACAAAAGGUUCCUGUUUGUUUUCCAAGACUAGUAAACGGCUAUUUCCAGAUAGGAAGAAUUUUGUCACAUGGUUAUGUUCUCACUGGAUAUUUUCCACUAUGUCUAUCUAAGCCUGUGGUACAAACAAUUUUGUCUGGAAAGCACCAGGACGUCAGUGACGAAGACCUUUUUGCCUCAUUUAUGAAGUACAUUGAUACAUUCGAAGAGCUUGCAGUAAGAGAGUGCUUGGAUAGGAAAUUCAAUCCCAGUGAGAGUGACGUCAUUUUGUCCAUGCUCGGACAAUUUAUGUGUCACUCCAAACCAACCAUUGACAACCUCCGUUCCAUUUUGCUCACUGUUUCACGGUAUGUUUUACUUGUCCAGCCGUUUUUUGCUCUAUCUGAGAUGAGAAGAGGUAUGCUUGUUGCUCACCCUCAACUUUGGACGUCCUGCAGCCACAGCUUAGCAGAAAGCUUAGUGUACCACCUCAGACCGACAUGUCAACGCGUAUGGGAUAUGUUUGUUGAGCCUGAUUUCCGAAACGUAUUGGAGCGGGACGGUCUUUGACUACUUGCGCAGAUUUGUGUACUCCUUGGAAUGUGAUGAUCUGGCCAAGUUGAUGAGAUUCAUUACUGGAAAUCCCCAAUGUGGAUUGCAGUCAAUUUCUGUGACAUUUAACUCAGAAAGUAAUGUUCUCAUGAGGCGUCCCACUAGCAGCACUUGCGGUAUGGUUUUACAUCUACCAGUCAGCUAUGUUUCGUUUUCUACAUUUACUGACGAAUUCAAGCACAUUCUCGAUAAUAGCGACAUGUGGCAGUUUGAUACUCUGUGAACUCAAAGACUUUUAAUUACUUAAACCUCAUUUAAUAACUUUGUGUUUGACCCCACUGAUCAUUAUCCAUCAAAAACUUUUCCUUUUAUAAAUUACUCCAGUGAUUUUCUAUAUCAAUCCAUAAAAUCAUUUUAUCAUAAUUAUAAUGUUCUCCUUUCUCCUUUCAUAAUCUGUCAGAAUGAA